UUGUCAGUGUGUCCGCCGACACCGCCCUGUACGCUUUUCGUUGUUUGUUUGUUUGUUUGAUGUGAAUUGUGCGAAGAAUGCGCGUCAAAAUGAGAGAGAAUUGGAACUCCAUUCGUCUGGCAGUGACCAAAUGGCCUAACUCUGUUCGUCUUUCAAUUGCCCAGGCUAUCGAAGAGCGUCGACUAGAAGCAGAAGAUCCGAAUCAUUCCAAGAUCUUUACCUUUGCCUGGCCAUCAGCAUCUUCGUCCAGUAAUCGCAGUAGCACGACCAGGAGCAAAGCUGGUCGUCCAGUCACAUCUUGUAGCAACAACCAGGCCAGCAGCAGGGCAAGGUGUACGUUCCGGCGCUAUUGGACUCAGCUCCAGCGUUUGCUCUUUGACGAAGAGUCUCUGCCGCCCUCGCCGUCACCUGCCAGGAGGUCAAACAAGACUUCGGUCGUCCAGCAACAACCAAAGAUGGCUUCUAAAACGGCCAAAGCUGCUCAGCCUGUUGUCCACAAAGUCAUCAUGGUGGGCAGCGGUGGUGUCGGCAAAUCUGCGCUUACCCUUCAGUUCAUGUACGACGAGUUUGUGGAAGACUAUGAGCCCACCAAAGCGGAUUCGUAUAGGAAAAAGGUGAUGUUGGAUGGCGAGGAGGUGCAGAUCGACAUUCUGGACACGGCCGGUCAGGAGGAUUACGCCGCCAUUCGUGACAACUAUUUUCGUAGCGGCGAAGGUUUCCUUUGCGUCUUUUCCAUUACGGAUGAUGACAGCUUUCAGGCCACGCAGGAAUUCAGGGAACAAAUUUUACGAGUUAAAAAUGACGAAAACAUCUCGUUCCUGUUGGUCGGUAAUAAAUGCGACCUCGGUGAACGGAGAAAGGUGUCGCUGGAAGAAGCUCAAAAUCGCGCUCAGCAAUGGGGAGUGCCUUAUAUCGAGACUUCGGCCAAAACCAGAGAACAUGUUGAUAAGGUGUUUUUCGACUUGAUGCGUGACAUUAGAUCGCGCAAAAUGGAUGAGACGAAAACUAACCCGGGCAAACCCAAACCGGCUAGAAAGAAACUCAAAUGCGCCAUUCUUUAAAGGAAAAAAAAAAAAGGAAGGCUGUGUAAACGAGGGGACAAUUAAAAAAAGGAGAAAUGAAAAGUUGAAAAAAAAAAUCAAGUAAAAAAAAAAACAAGCCAGGCCACACCCAGUCACAUUGUGGAUUGUUCAACGCUCAUAUCGUGCGGUUGAAGGAUUGUGGAGGUUGUUUUUGGCCUUUAUUUCAUACGACUGUAUUCGCUCUAAGAUAAAUUAUUCAUGCAGGUUUUUUUUUUUGUUUUCGCAUCCGGCCUAAUGCCCGCCACUUUGUCCCCAUUGAAUUUCAACAUGCCCACCCCCUCUCAACUCCCCACAGAAAGUAGAACCAAAACUAAUUUGUUGAGCUACAUGUGACUAAGUGUGUACGUAUAUGUAUGGGUGCGCGUGCGUCUGUGUGUGUAUUUCUCGGAUGUGUUCUUUCCUUCCUUGGUUUUUUUUCUCUUUCCUCUCCCAUAUUGUCAUUAUAAAUUCUCCUUCCUGUUAUUCAAGUGAUUUUGUAUUUUUUUUUAAAUUUUUUUGGCUUCAUUUGCAUACUGUUUUCCCCUUCCUUUCCAAUUGACGUAUUCUGGGACGCGGCUGUAAAGGCCGCCGUUGCCAAUGGCAACAUUUCAAAUAGUCUGGCGCUUUCCAUAUCUAUCCAUCUCCCUUUUUUUCUUCUUUGUUGCUUGUAAAACUGACUGUUCACCGUACGUUUGCUGAUGAUUGAAAAUAAGCAAAUGCAAUGUCAAUGAAGUCGUAAAAACCA
Molecule: messenger RNA, 1806 nt
Organism: Daphnia magna
Lineage: Eukaryota; Metazoa; Arthropoda; Branchiopoda; Diplostraca; Daphniidae
Gene: Rala
Product: ras-related protein Ral-a
Exons: 4
Coding region: 78-1061 (327 amino acids)
Biological process (GO): Ras protein signal transduction
Cellular component (GO): plasma membrane
Molecular function (GO): GDP binding; GTPase activity; GTP binding
Source: RefSeq, a predicted model, not a curated record